UAGAGCAGGGAUCUUCAGCAAGGGGAAAUUUGUUCCCAAACACUCAUUUGCAAGAUUUCCCGUUUAUACUACUUUGCCGCUUCACUCAGCACGAUGACCCGCACUUAUGUUAGCCGAAUGCACUGCCUAGGGGCAGGGGUAGGUGGCCAAGGUAGCCCUAGCGGGCUUGGCAGUCUUGGAGGUGCUAUUGGCGUGAUCCGAGCUCUUGGAGUCCUUGUGUGUGAAGGAAGAAUCCAGGGUCCUCCUCGAGGAUACAAGGAGGGUCCACAUUGUGCCGCUCCCUUAGAAACGAGACCCAAUAAUCAUGUCUGUGAAAGGGAGAAUUAUUUAUGUGAAAGGUAUCAAACAUUAAUUAAUGAAAUAGAAGAUAGAACAGUAAUUGGUUCAUUUUUAUGCGUGGAGGUUUUACUCUGCAGCGACUGCCCAUGUGGGCUCUUGAAAACUACAUGUAAAGAUCCAUUAUUCCUCGUGUCAUCCAAAUCGCCAUGGCAAAGUUCGUCAGAAAUCCUCCUGGAAUAUUGGUGCAUUGGCAACAUUUCAAGCAAGCACCCUGAAACGAUGAAUUCACAAGGUCUGUACCAAGCGGUUCGCUCUCGAUUGCACUUCAGUCAAGUGGCUGCUUGGUGGUCACGGAGUAAUGGUGCCAACCCAGUCUACGUUGCUACGAGGGUUGUGCCAUACAACGAUGAUCACCUCAGAAAAUUUCGAGAAACCCCUGUGGAGCAUACUUUUCCUUUGGCAGGCAGUGGAGAUGGAAAUUCCAUCAAGGUCACUGUUUGGGCAUUGCCACGAAUGGAAAAUAUUCCUGUCAUGAGCUGUUCGCUACACCCAAUAAAGGAAGAUGAAGACAGCGUAGCUCGAGCACUGACACCAACCAAAAUUAUUCCAAUAUCUUCCAUCUCGCAAACACCUGAUAUUUUCGCCUUACCCGCUUUGUUGGAUGAUAGACUGCAGACUCCAUGUGACAAAUCCGGAAAACAUGAUUGUCGUUAUGAGGAAGAGGAUGGAAGUCUCCCUUCACCCUCAAUUAGAUCAGCUAGCGAGAGAAAGAGGCGUAGAUCCCUUCCGUGCGGUCCAUCAGAAACGUGCAUGUCUAUUCAUCCGUCUCCCUUGACACCAGUCCAAGAAGAUACAACACGGGAAUUAAGAGACCAACAUUCCAAGUAUUACUAUAUUGGCAUCAAUUCUAUAUUGGAGCCACCACAAGUAGUGCAGAUUGAGGAGAAUAGUUUAAAGAAUAACAGCACUCCGAGUUUUGAUCAUUUAGAGCACAGUUUUAAAACCUUCAGCGUGAAAGAUCAAGAUGAGAACGUGGAAAAGAAAUACAAAAGCACCUUUGACAAUCCUGAUCAGUUGAAUGUGAAAACCUUCAGUCGACCACCCGGGACUUCUCGUAAAAAUGAAACAAGUCAAGGAGCUAGUAUUGGUUUCUUGGAAGAGGACGAAUCACCUGUUGCACACAUGCCUGUGAAAUCUUGGUUAUUAGGUGCCUUUAACGAGCUACAGGGUCCCUGCAGUGCGAAAAAUACAAAUAUCUUUGCAAAAGUGCACGGGAAAAAUGGAAUACUCAACAGCAAUUGGGCAAACAAGAUGGUACCGCCAAUAUCUGACGAGACAAAUCUUCUGAUUUGUCCCUUCCAAGAGCGGAUCCUAUUUUACGAUUCAAAUCCCGGUCCCUGGGCGUACGUCUAUAAUGCGCAUUCCUAUCAAGUUCCUUAUCACAUGGCUCCUUCAACAUGCAGAUUCCACCAAACUCACAAUAAAAUCAAUCAUUUUAAUACGACAGUAACCAAACCUUUGAUUAAUUUUGACAGUGUUGCGAAUCUUGAAACCACCAAGAGUCCAGUGGCUAAAGAGUAUACGCAUUUGAUGUCGAAAUUGUCCUUCCCUGAGGUGAGAAACAACUGCAACAAAAAUGGUAUUUUUGAUUGGAUGACUAAAGUUCCGGGUCGAGUUCUAGGCGUCGUUCCCAGCAGUACGAGCUGUAAAGAAAAUUCAAAGGUCAGCACAAUCCAAAAUCCUCGCGCUAAUGAUGUUAAAGUGAAAAGUUGUAAUUUGAAACUUAGUCAGUGGGAAUUUGACGAAGUUAUGGCUGUGCUAAGAGCAAGGACACCCUCAGAAAGGAGAAGGGCUCCUGUAAAGAACUUGAAGAAAAGGGAGAGAAACGAAAAGCUAGAGAAACAAAAUUCCAAGUUUAACACUGAAGGUUCAGACGUUGGAUUCGUAUAUGAGUUUCACGAUGUUUAUUCCCCUGAAGAUUGCGCGUGCAUUUCCUGCAAUAAGUUUAGUCAAACCAAGAAGAAGAUCUUUGGGUACAAAGAAAAACAUGUGUGUCCAAAACUUAAAAAAUCAGAGGAUCAAAGCAAACCAGAUUACGUCGAAAGCGUUUCGAAUAAGGCUGACGUGUUGCUGGGAGCUAUCCUGAGGACAAGUAAGGACAGGAGGGGACUGGUAGAUAUCUCAAACGAAUCAAGGUCAAGAACCAUGUUGAGUGAUGAGAACGAAAAAAGCAAGGAACCAAAAGACACUCUCGAACAGGAGAAGUCAUUACAUUCAGCCUUGAACAAGAGACUGAUUCAAUUUAGACAGCUCUUCAAGAGAGAGGAGAAGCCAGAUAUUUUGACGUUGGAAGAUCAUUCCAAAGAAAGUUUGAACGCAGUGCCAGCAAAAAAACAGCAGAAAGGUAAGACUAGAAUCAACUUUUUGAAUAAGGAUGAGAGCUUGCAAGAUUUUGUUGUUUAUUCUGAGACCAGUUUAACGAGCGCAUAUACUGACUCAAAAUUCCAUAGUACAAAUUUCAAAGAAGAAUUUCAAGUAUAUGACCGUGUCUUUUCGGACGUUAUCAUACAUCAAAAAGUUAAAGCAGGAGAGCGGAGUACAAAACCAAAUGAAAUACUAAAGUCAAAAUAUAAUGCAGGGGAUGACUUUGUACGCUAUGGCAUUCAGCAGAAUGAAGCUGUUGUUUUUACAUCAGAGGAAAACAGUGACAUUAUGUCUUCCAAAUUGCGUUGCAAUCAGAGACAUUUUGUGGAAGAGGACGAAACUCUUGAGAAGAUCGUUCCUUCCGCUUUAGAGCAGGAGAGGUUCAGAAGAUCAUUAGAAAAUGCGGCGUCUAUGGUCUUUCAUAGUAGAACGGGAUUACCACUUACAUCCAGCCCGGCGCCACUAAGAAAGGGGAGCUGCUGUUUCGAUUUUGACAGCAGCUUGAACUCAGUCUCAUCAAAGAGAAGUGCAAUUUUUGAAUUAAACACACCACCGAGCCCUGGUGCGGUGUCAUUGGAGGAAACUGACAGGGAAACGGAAAAUACAUGUGAUGGCGAAGAGGUUGUGAGACGACGUUCUAAUUCUCGCAAUAGACCGCAGAGUCAUGCUCUUUUAGGAAGCUUCGAAGAAUCAGCGUUAAACGGCAGAUUGGAACCGGUGUCGACUGUCCAUGGUUUCACUGCCGAAUUAGGAGCGAGUGGCUCGUUUUGUCCAAAACACCAAAAACUACCUGUAACUGUAUUCUUCUAUACCCUUGGAGAUAAUGAUAAAGUCUCCACACCUUAUCUUGCUCAUAUUAACCUAGGCAAAAAAGGUUAUCAAGUACCAAGAAGUGGAACUGUACAAGUAACUUUAUUGAAUCCUCUCGGUACUGUUGUAAAAAUGUUUGUAGUACUCUACGAUCUUUCCGAUAUGCCUACACGAUCUCAUACUUUUUUACGUCAAAGAACUUUGCGAGACAAGACAUUGCGCUACCUCAUUCAUCUUAGGCUCACGAAGGCUACGCUGGAAACAAUUAUAACGAGGGUUGGUUGUCCAUCCAACUCCAUCGUUUACUAUUCGCACCUUCUGAAAUAUUUGUCCUAGAUGAUUACAAUUUGGCCUGGAUGUUAACCUGCCGCGAUGUCUUCGAGCCGAAAUAUUUUCAUCUGCUUGGCUAUUAUGUUUUUAUGUUUAUCAGUAGUUGAAAGCUAAGAAAAAUGAAGUAAUUUGGUUUGGUCUCAAAGCGAUCAGGACGGAACAUUAGCGAGGGAGACUCUCCGAAGCAGAUACAAGCAUCUUCUUCGACAGAUUUGGUCUUCAAAACUGUCGGCGUUGAAAAAGACACCUGCGACUAACAUACUUGCCGUCCCGGUUGUACUCUACUCGUUUGGGUUAGCUUAAUGAACAAAGAACGAUCUUAUGGUUCUUAAUAUCUCCACACCUCAGAUCAUGAAUAUGCAUAUGUAUAAGAAAUUGCAUAACGAUUCAUCUGUUCUGCGAUUAUACAUCUCACGCCUUCAAGGCGGAUGCGGACUUCUAAAUCUCCAGUGUCUUCAUAACCGAUAUGUUCUUAGUACAGAUUACAUCGUUGCAAAUAGCAGAGAUUCUCUCCUAAAUAUGGUCAGGAACCACGAUCUGAUUGGCAAAGGAGCGUUGCUUCACAAAGCCGCGGAGCAGACGGCCGAGAUUCUGAGCGGAGGCGUAAAAACCGUGCCGAAUGCUGAAUGGCAUCUAUGCCAGGUGGCUUAAACGGUGUAUCUGGGAUACCUGGCGACCUCUCAGAGUAUUCAGCCUUGUCCUUGCAUGCGGGGCUCUACAAGGACAGACAAACCUAUUCUCUAGCUGCUCGUGGGAACAACAAUGACACCACUAAACCACAAAAAAGUUACAGAAGCGGUUCAAUACGAUCGAACGCACGGAGCACCCGACAAUGGAUCGGCAAACAGUGCCGAUCACCCUAGAGAUCGGGGUGCUAUAAAUAAUUAAGAUGGAAACACGAUGACGAGCUGGAGAAACGCUUACAUUGAAUGGACGAAUCAACUCAAGGAUGACUUGUUAGACUGCUACGAUGCCAGCAUUAUCCUUGUUCACGUAGGUUUUAUGGCGCGUAUGUAAACUUUGUGGUGCUAGGAACGCCCUGAGCUUCAGCACGUUUCGCAUUAGUCAUUGAGAAAUCAACAUGCCAACCCUUCUUAAGGAUGGCUGAUUCAACGCGAAGGCCAAAACCAACAAUGGAUCAAAAGCCCAAAGGCGCUUGCAUCAAUUGAGCAGGAAGGUUGGAUGGACAAGAUAGAAUGCGUCCCUUGUUCAGUGUAUGAUUGAUUACAUGACAUCUGGUAAACCGUUCACCGAAAGAUUUCGAAAGUUCGCCCAUGAUAACUAGGGUGGACCCAUUCCCGCACACUAUUUGACUCUGCAUUUUUGAAAGGGGCGCUGCAAAUGCCAUCUCCAAGUUUUGGAAGUCAGCAUUGAAAUGUAAAAAAAUUAGUUGUGAAAUUCAAUAAAGCUAAAAUAGAAUAUUAAAGGCCCUGAACUUGUAUAUAUGAUUGUUAUUAGACACCUGGUUACAUAAUCAGAGCAAAGGAGUCUCCCCGAAUUAGGUACAAGCGUCUCCUUUUGACAGAUUUGAUCUUUUAAACUGUGGCGUCAAACAAAGUAUCUGUGACGAUUAUGUGUCCGUUUCGCGAUUAUAUAUGCCACGCCGUCAAAGCGGGCGCAGACAUCUAAUUUUUCAAUGCAACGAGCGAUGCUUUACAAAGCCUAGAAGAAGGCAGUCUACAUUCAUGGGCUGAACUUUAACAUCAGAAGCGAGGAAAGUACGUUACUCAAUCUUGAUGCCUAACUUCUAAAAGCCGAAACGAAAACAUUUACAGAAAUGUAGAAGAUCAGUGAGCACGAUCGCGGUAGAACAACUUAACGUUUCGGUGUAAUUCUUUUUAAUUCUUAGAAAUUAUUUGGCGAGGUUCCGAUCGUUCUUUUUUGAAAAAUUUCAUUUUGCUGAUUUUCGGCAGCUUCAAAUAGAAGAGAAAAAAGGGUAAAAAAUAACUUUUUUGGUAAAAGAUCUGCUGUUUUGCGAAAAAUCAAAAUUUCGCAAAAGUGAACGAUCGGGAACUCAACAUUUACAUGUGAAAAAGUUAAGGUGUAUCAUUCAAUAAAGCUACAAUAGAAUAGGAAAAGUCAUGUGUUGAAAUCUUUUUUAGUUUUUCCACAGUAAAUUCUUGAAAAUUGGCUCGAAAAUUUGCCUAGAAGGUGUAACUCUCCCUUAAAGACGGCAACCUCCAAUCCAUAGUGGCUGGUUC
Belonocnema kinseyi is the source of this 6044-nucleotide messenger RNA. It is a transcript of the gene atos, whose product is annotated as protein FAM214A. NCBI's taxonomy places the organism in Eukaryota, Metazoa, Arthropoda, Insecta, Hymenoptera, Cynipidae. The coding region runs from base 94 to 3849 and encodes 1251 amino acids. The transcript is spliced from 11 exons. The record is from RefSeq and is a predicted model, not a curated record.